UGGGGAGCUAUGAGUGAGUGAAGGGAGGACGGGGCAGCGGAGCGGAGACUCGGUUCGUCUUAUGUUUAGAUUCUCUCUGUGGGCGGCCGUUGGAUGUCACGUGAUGGGCAAAGAUGGCGGUCUCUACGGAAGGUGAAAUGGGUGCAGACUUGGAGGCCUCACUGCUGAGUUUUGAGAAGUUGGACCGGGCUUCACCAGACCUCUGGCCAGAGCAAUUACCAGGUGUUGCAGAAUUUGCUGCAUCUUUUAAAUGUCCCAUCACUAGUUCUCCUCCCAAGUGGAUGGCUGAGUUAGAGAAUGAUGACAUCGAUAUGUUGAAGGAGCUGGGGAGUCUCACAACUGCUAAUCUAAUGGAGAAGGUCAGAGGUCUACAGAAUCUGGCGUAUCAGUUGGGGCUUGAUGAAUCUAGAGAAAUGACCAGAGGGAAAUUCCUGAACAUCCUGGAAAAACCAAAAAAGUAGCUGAAAGUGAAAUAUGUACAGAAAUAUACCUGACUAAUGGAAAAUUACCAAAAUUCUACAUAUGCUAAAAUGGAAAGGCAACUGGCUGCCUUUAGCAUACAGAAAUGCUUCCCUGUCUCUUGGCCCUAUUUGUGAUGAGAAGCACUAAUUUUGGCAAAGGCUGACACCAGAUCCCUCAAUUGGGGCUAUCUGCUCCUGAAAAUUCUGCCAAAAUAAGCUGAUUUUUUAUACAGUUUCAUCAGAGUAAUGGUCUCAUGGAUCCUCAAUACCUUAUAUUGAAAGUAAGAUUCUUUUAUGGUAUCACCAUGUGCCUCUGGGUCAUGUAUACAUGGCUCUUUUGUGUAUCGCUUUCUCUUCUCUUUUUUGGAUAAGAACAUCUUUUGUGUAACUGCCAUGCUGAAAGAACUAAUUGAAUGCCUAAUUAUAAACAAUAUAAAAUUAUAUAUUUAUAUAUAAAUUAUUAAAAACCAGAUUGUAUUGGCUAAUCCUUGGGUUGGCUGGCUUUCUCACAAGUGAGCAUUGUUUGUAAAUUCUUAUUAGCUACAAACAUCACAGAAAAGACAUAUGUUACCAUUCUCUUCCUCACAGAGGUUUCAUUGCCUCAAUUACUGACACAGGGAGCCACAUAUCAACCCUGAACUUCACUUCUGUUUUGUACAUGACUACCAUAGUAUUGAUAGGGUGGGAUUGGAACCGGAAGGUAUCUUGCCUCACCUCAUGAAUGAAAAAUAAUCUUGUAAAAUAGAGAGACCUAUGCUGUAAACUCAGCUUUAUCAGUUUGUCCUGUUUAAAUCCACUUUAGUAUCCAUGUCUAGCUGAGUCACUUGAAGAAGUAAGACAAGUUGUAAUUUAAAACUUUCCAAAAUGGAAUUUACAGAUUGCCUUUACAUUGUUUUCACAAGUCCUUCAGCAAAAUUGGUUUCUUUGGCAAGACUGUUAGACAACAGUAAUAACUUGUGUAGUUGGUAUUACCGGGGGGGGGGGGGGCACUUACAAUUGGUUAUUCACAAGAAGCACAGCUGGACUUUGUUUUCAGAUUCUUUUCUCUAGAAGGGGGAGCCUUAAUACUGAA
Gekko japonicus is the source of this 1533-nucleotide messenger RNA. It is a transcript of the gene LIN52, whose product is annotated as lin-52 DREAM MuvB core complex component. The transcript has 6 exons. Bases 114 to 461 code for a protein of 115 amino acids. Lineage: Eukaryota; Metazoa; Chordata; Lepidosauria; Squamata; Gekkonidae. Gene Ontology annotation, cellular component: DRM complex. The record is from RefSeq and is a predicted model, not a curated record. Gene Ontology annotation, biological process: regulation of DNA-templated transcription.